Messenger RNA from Protopolystoma xenopodis, 795 nucleotides. NCBI's taxonomy places the organism in Eukaryota, Metazoa, Platyhelminthes, Monogenea, Polystomatidea, Polystomatidae. The record is from the annotation of a GenBank genome assembly.
AUGCUUUACUCCACUCCACAUUUUUGGUGCUGGCAACGCCGAUUGAAAAUAAUUGAGGAUGACAACUGCCAUAUGCAAACUCUUUUCUUCUCCCUCGCCUCUACAGUCGAGGCGGACGUCAAAGUGGACAGUGAAGCCGAUGCCCCUCUCGAAGGAGGAGCUCAACCCGGCCAGGCUCUGGUAGGCAGGGCCGGCGAAGAACCGACUCGAGCCGAUGAGUCGGGCGAGGACUGCAUUCUGUCAACUCAUGCGGCCGAUCAGCUUUUGGACGCGUCGAACAGAUCUGCUGCCACGGCUUUGGACACAGAGACACCGGCCGACACCAGCAUCCCGACCAGCCGCGCCGCCACGUCCGUUGCCAGCUCCGAAGGCUUGAGUCCAGAGACCGGUGCCUGCUCCGCCUCGUCCGUCGCCACCGUCGCCGGGUUCACGCCUGCGCCCGGCUCACUAUUCAGCGCGCCCGGUGACAUUCUUCUCAUGACGGCAACCGAUUCUACGGCUCGCCUCCGCUUGAUCCGGCAACCGGAGACGCAGCAUCGUGCUCGCUACCUGACCGAGGGCAGCCGGGGUGCCGUCAAGGAUAAACAGGGCGAUGGAUAUCCCAUGAUUCAGGCGAGCCACUCAUCAUUUCUACACCCUCCUUUGCGCAUUAUCACCGCCUCGUGCAUUGCAAUCAUUCAGACUUUAUCGCCAACCGCACACGACAACAUCAAGACGAUCACUUACGCAUUAGACGCACGCAUACAGGCAUGCAAAUGUCCACUUACAUUAGCGGAACUUCACGAGAGGAUAUAA